UCGUAUAUAUUGCAGAAUAAUUUGAGCAAAAAAGUAUGGUAGCUUCGUCAAGUAAAGAUGUGCUAAGCAGAGAAGAACGUGGUGGUUGGAGCAACAAACUCGACUUUUUGUUCUCUUGCAUCGGAUAUGCUGUUGGUUUAGGAAACGUUUGGCGAUUUCCUUACCUCGUCUACAAAAACGGCGGUGGUGCUUUCCUCAUUCCUUAUGGAAUAUCGCUUGUCACGUGUGGCGUUCCGUUCUUCCUUAUGGAAGUAACUCUGGGGCAAUAUUUUGGCCUCACCAAUGUCCAGGCUUUGGAGAAGGUGGCUCCGAUAUUCAAAGGUUAGUUGUGCUG
This is a messenger RNA of Notodromas monacha, 334 nucleotides long. Lineage: Eukaryota; Metazoa; Arthropoda; Ostracoda; Podocopida; Cyprididae. The record is from the annotation of a GenBank genome assembly.